Molecule: messenger RNA, 282 nt
Organism: Purpureocillium lilacinum
Lineage: Eukaryota; Fungi; Ascomycota; Sordariomycetes; Hypocreales; Ophiocordycipitaceae
Biological process (GO): mRNA splicing, via spliceosome
Cellular component (GO): U2 snRNP; precatalytic spliceosome
Source: RefSeq, a predicted model, not a curated record
AUGGCCGACAAGCUUCGAAACCAACAGGAGCUCGAGCGCCUGCAAGCCAAGUUCCUCGGCACGGGUCACCCAGACACUACGAGCUGGGAGUGGCGGACCAACAUCCAACGCGACACGUACUCGUCCGUCGUCGGCCACCGCCCGCUGCUCUCCUACGUCGCCGUCGCUGAGAACGAGCCCAUUGCGAAAGUCCGCGCGAAGAUGAUCCGCCAAAUGGUCCAACCUUGCGGGCCGCCGCCACCACGAGACGGCGAGGAACCUCUCCCCGAGAACCAAAAUUAG